Messenger RNA from Glycine soja, 3005 nucleotides. RefSeq names its product EIN3-binding F-box protein 1-like. The record is from RefSeq and is a predicted model, not a curated record. Gene Ontology annotation, cellular component: SCF ubiquitin ligase complex. NCBI's taxonomy places the organism in Eukaryota, Viridiplantae, Streptophyta, Magnoliopsida, Fabales, Fabaceae. Gene Ontology annotation, molecular function: protein binding. The transcript has 2 exons. The coding region runs from base 326 to 2236 and encodes 636 amino acids. Gene Ontology annotation, biological process: SCF-dependent proteasomal ubiquitin-dependent protein catabolic process.
AUAAUACAAAGAAACCCCACUUUGUAUGUUCAGAUACAUUGCACUUGGGAACGUUCCCAUUCAGUGCACUCGAAUCUGUUUGCAAUAAAACGACCUCUCUUUCACUACCCCAAGACCUUCAUUUCUCUUUCCACCACUUUCUCUCUCUCUCUCUGUUUUUUUUUUGCCCUAUCUCAUAGGGUUUCCUCCUUCUCUCCCUCUCUUCCAUGCAUUUUUGCUCUCACGAGUUCUUCUUCUUCGUUGCCCUCUUCUUCGCUGUCUUUGAAGCCUUCUUUUGUGUGGAACAGAGCAGAUUUCACCUCCCGGGGUUUUUUGAACUGUGCCCAUGUCUAAAGUCUUCAGCUUUACCGGAAAUGAUGAUUUUUAUCAUGGGGGUCCUAUUUAUCCUAACCCGAAGGAACCGUGUCUCUUCUUGUCUCUUGGCCGUCAAGUUGAUGUUUACCUUCCUCUUCAGAAGAGGUCUCGCUUCAGUGUUCCAUUUGAUAUCAGUGGAGAAUGGUUUGAGCAGAAGCCUAAGACAUCUAUUGAAUCUUUGCCAGAUGAAUGCCUCUUUGAGAUCCUUAGAAGGUUGCCUGCAGGCCAAGAUAGGAGUGUCUGCGCUUCUGUAUCCAAGCGCUGGCUUAUGCUUCUGAGCAGUAUUUGUAAGAAUGAAACUUACAGCAACGAAAGUACUGGAAAUGAAAAUCAGGAAAUUAGUGAUGAAGGAUACCUAUCCCGAAGCUUGGAGGGAAAGAAGGCAACAGAUGUAAGACUUGCUGCCAUUGCCAUUGGGACAGCCUCUCGAGGAGGGUUGGGGAAGCUUACAAUUCGUGGAUGCAAUUCAGAUCGUGGGGUGACUAGUGUAGGUCUCAAGGCAAUUGCUCAUGGGUGCCCUUCUCUAAAGGUUUGCUCUCUAUGGGAUGUUGCUACUGUUGAUGAUGAAGGCUUGAUUGAGAUUGCUAGCGGGUGUCACCGGUUAGAGAAGCUUGACCUAUGCAAGUGUCCUAAUAUUUCUGACAAGACUUUAAUUGCAGUUGCAAAGAACUGUCCAAAGCUGGCUGAGUUAUCAAUAGAGUCGUGUCCUAACAUUGGCAAUGAAGGUCUACAAGCUAUUGGGAAGUGUCCCAAUCUAAGGUCUAUCUCAAUCAAGGAUUGCUCUGGAGUUGGUGAUCAGGGAGUUGCUGGUGUGUUGUCUUCAGCUUCUUUUGCUCUAACAAAGGUGAAGCUUGAGUCGCUGAAUGUUUCUGAUCUCUCUCUAGCAGUGAUUGGGCAUUACGGCAUUGCAGUUACCGAUCUUGUCCUAAGUUGCCUCCCAAAUGUCAGUGAGAAAGGGUUCUGGGUUAUGGGUAAUGGCCAUGGACUGCAGAAACUAACUUCAAUCACAAUUGAUUGCUGCCGAGGAGUAACAGAUGUUGGGCUUGAAGCUAUUGGAAGGGGUUGUCCAAAUGUGCAAAACUUCAAGCUUCGGAAGUGUGCUUUUCUGUCAGACAAGGGAUUGGUAUCGUUUGCCAGGGCUGCUCCAUCAGUUGAGAGCCUACAAUUGCAAGAGUGCCACAGAAUUACCCAAAUUGGGCUCUUUGGUGUCUUUUUUAACUGUGGUGCAAAAUUGAAGGUUCUUACUCUGAUUAGCUGCUAUGGGAUCAAAGAUCUCAAUAUGGAAUUGCCUGCAAUAUCUCCUUCUGAAUCAAUUUGGUCAUUAACAAUCCGUGACUGCCCUGGAUUUGGCGAUGCUAACCUUGCUUUACUUGGAAAGCUGUGUCCUCGGAUUCAGCAUGUUGAAUUGAGUGGACUUCAGGGAGUAACAGAUGCAGGGUUUCUUCCACUGCUGGAGAGCUCUGAGGCUGGUCUGGUUAAAGUUAAUCUAAGUGGUUGUGUAAAUCUGACGGACAGAGUAGUUUUGUCCAUGGUUAACUCACAUGGAUGGACUCUCGAGGUGCUAAGCCUUGAUGGUUGUAAAAGAGUCAGUGAUGCUAGCUUGAUGGCUAUUGCAGGUAGUUGCCCAGUGCUCGCUGAUCUCGAUGUUUCCAGGUGUGCAAUCACUGAUACUGGUAUCGCAGCCCUUGCCCGAGGAAAACAGUUCAACCUGGAGGUACUUUCUUUGGCAGGUUGCGCAUUGGUUUCAGACAAGAGCGUGCCUGCAUUGAAAAAAUUGGGCCGUUCCCUUGCUGGAUUAAAUAUCAAGCUUUGCAAUGCAAUCAGCAGCCGCUCAGUUGACAAGCUUCUGGGACAUCUCUGCAUGUGUGACAUCCUCUACUGAACAGGAAAAUGCCUCAGCUUUUAUAGUUAGUGUUGAUCGUUAGUGUUUUUGGGUUCAUUCGCGAUGGAUCUUGGUCAUCAUCCAGUACUCGGUUCUCUUUUUUCCAGAGCAUACAGUUAUAUUUAAACCUCUUUUUUGCAGGUUUCCUUUAAUUGGAAAUCUGUUACGAGUUUUUUGGCACUCCGUUGAUGGGAUGCCACUUUCAAAAUGGCUGUUUAUCUCUGCCAGCAUAGUUACCGAGUUCUGGAGUUAGGUAUUUUUCUUUCCAGUGUUGGCACCCGAUGUUUUUAGCACUGUUUUGUAUCGGUUUUGCCACCAUGUGUGUCCUUGUCCUUGUUUCUUUGCAGCAGUACAUGUAUCGAGUCUUUCCAGUGGUGUUUACCCAAUUUUUAACGUAUUUGAGCUUAUGCUCUGUACGCGAUUUUUGGGUCUAAGUUUUAGUCAAGGGGCAUGUUGAAGUUCCAGUUUAUGUGGUGAUGUUGUCCUGGUUACUUUGGCAGUUCUUCAGAGUUUUAUGAAGCCUUUGUCAUCGGGAGCUUUGGUCAUGGCAGCAAGUUAUUAUACAGGUCUGUCGUCACAAUCUUUUCCCUUUGGGGGAUGGGUUGUUUUUUUUACUACCAAAGCCCUUGUUUUUUAGGCUUCAUUUUUUUUGGAACUUGUCAUUGUAACCUCUAUAUCAUGUAAUGAUACUUACUGAGAUAUGCCCCUUGUACUGUUAUGUUUAUUUUAUGAAAAAUAAUGAAUGAAAAUUUGUAAGCCCGUCCAAAAA